AUGAAGCCCGUUACAAGUUUCUUCCUGUUUUCUGUAACUCUCAGCCUCACCUUCUUUUUCCACCCAUUUGUUGCCCAAGAAAGCACGAACCUAAUCCAACAAGUUUGUUCAGAAACCCAUAACAUGGGUAAUUGUGUCGCAAGCCUUGAAUCUAACCCUGACAGCAAACAAGCCACUUUACAACAACUUGGCGUAAUUGCAUUAAACCUUGCAUCAUCAAAUGCUGCAAACACAUCCUCGUACAUCAAGACAACAUUGCUUACUAGCAAAACUUUGGACCCUGUCAUCGAGCAAGCCCUACAAGAUUGUUCAGACCAAUACUUGGAUGCCAUCCAGCAACUUGAUGAUUCAUUGCCUGCUUUGUUAGCCAAUGCUACAGAUGAUGUGCGUGCUUCGGUGAAAGCAGCAAUUACUGAUAUUGAAUCAUGCGACAAUGGGUUCAAGACAAAUAUUCCUGGCCAAGAAAUGUUGCUGUCUUCGAGAAAUGCUGUCUUUCGCCAAUUGUGCAACACGGUCUUGGUCAUCAACAAACUCUCGAGCCAAACAAAUGCUGGGAGUAAUUAA
Dovyalis caffra is the source of this 564-nucleotide messenger RNA. The record is from the annotation of a GenBank genome assembly. NCBI's taxonomy places the organism in Eukaryota, Viridiplantae, Streptophyta, Magnoliopsida, Malpighiales, Salicaceae.